Messenger RNA from Folsomia candida, 2330 nucleotides. RefSeq lists its product as uncharacterized. The transcript has 5 exons. The coding region runs from base 459 to 995 and encodes 178 amino acids. The record is from RefSeq and is a predicted model, not a curated record. Lineage: Eukaryota; Metazoa; Arthropoda; Collembola; Entomobryomorpha; Isotomidae.
ACGCGUGAACCUACCAGAUUGUCAGUUUUUGAUGGCGAUGACGCAAUGAGGAUGAAUAUGGUGAAUUGGUGAUGAUAUGAUGGGGUUCGUAUAUGAGCAUGCAAUGUGCCUUUGUAAAAACUUGUUGGGAACCAAAACAUUCUAUAUCACACGAGUAACACGACAAACACAAAGCACACUAAAACUUUCUGUUCUGAUUCAGCUGGUUGUAGAAAACACCAAAUUAUUGUCACAAGGUGUGAUGGUAGGAUAAUUAAUAACUUGAUGCAAUUCGUAAAGGGGAGGAGCACUUGAGUCGAGAGAUUGUUGUUUAAGGGAUUUCUAAAUUCUGCUACACGUUUGGACUCCUGAAUCAGGAGUCCUGAUCCUUAGUGGUACUUUUACUGCUGUGUUCUUCUGUUGGCGUGAUCAGAGAAUCCAGAAAUAUUGUAAGCUUUACGUACAGUGGACAAUUGAGGAUGGCCCCACAACGAAGGGCCCGAAGAGGAAGGAGUCGUUGGCUUAGAGUCCAAUAUAUUCGCCAACCUGGAAUGGAGGUCACCAUUUCUGGCGAAACUACGAGAAAAGUCGUGGAUUCGUAUUGCCCAUAUUGUGCUACUGACAUAAGGGCUUUAGCACCACGACGAUUGGUGAGAUGCCCCAAUACCUCUUUGUGUGGUAAACCACUGCCAAUCGAUGAAAAUUCGUGUCCCAAUUGCACCCAUUAUAUUCGACCAACUGACAAUUUCUGUCGAAUUUGCCGAACCAACCUCCGAAGUUUUGUCCGUGGUCGUGGGGGACUCUACCAGCAAAUCAACAGGGUUCCAUCACCCCUCCGCAGUUCUUCACCACCAAGGCCUGAGCCUCAAGCGGAGAUCAGCGACAGUGAUUCUGACCAGGGGGAUGCUGACAUGUUUAAUAACAAUGGUGAAAACGAAGGUGGGGGGAAUAAUCCACCUCAGUUAAACGUAGCUGGCCAAGGAGGGUUCUUGCGUGUGGUUGCGAUAGACGAUUAAAGCUUGACGGAAAACCACAAAUAAAUCCAAACUCCGUCUCCACUCAACUAUGUAUAUUUAAAUAUAUAUACUCUACUCUACAUCUUCGACAGCAGCAGCUACCGACACUACCACCUAUUUUGAAAGAGACAGCAAAUGAGUGUAUAAAUGUAAAAACGAAAGAAAAGAACGAGAGUAUAUCUUUUUCUGCCGUUCGAUAUCGUUAUAUCGCAGUAAGUUUUAUCAAUCCAUCGCCAUUACGCAUUUCUGUGAUCUCCGGAUACUUUUUUUGUGAAUCAAUUAUAAUUUGAUCUUUCCUCGAUCAACCACUCCAACCAAAGAUAUCUAUGUUAACAUGUUUCAUAUGUAAUUGAAUACUUGAGUACGCGUUUGGUUGGUAGAAUACGUACGCACUACACGUACAUAUAUAUGUACUACUUAUAUGUACUAGCCGUAGAAAUUUACGUUGCAAAUAAUUUGAACAAACUAACCUUAUUUGACGUAGCAUACAUUAUAGCGUUCAAACAAAAAAUAUUCAGAAAUAUGUAGGAAUUUUCCAGUCCUUCACGAGUUUUCAUUUGGCCAUAAUUACGAUUUCAAAAUUAUUCAAAAUUAUUGAGAUUCAUAAAGCAUUCACAUUAAAUUGUUGCGUAUUAAAUUAAUCAGCAUGAUUGCAAUCAAUCAGCAUUCUUCUUAACAGUGUCCAACAUUGUUAUGAACAAAAUGUGAGACAGCAAAGAUGCAAGCAAUUUAAAAUUUGAUCUAUACAUGUAUGUUGUAUGUAUCUGCCUAUUUGUCCAGUCUUUAGUAUUUCGGGUACGAUAAUAUUUUAUAUGAAUUCCUUUUGCUUUACUUUCUACCGGUUAAAUAACGUAGAAAAUAUUUAAAAACGUGUAGCGAAGAUAACUUGCGUUUAAAUAUCGUCCUGUUGUUCCUCGAGAAAAGUAAUCCCACAAGUUCAAAGUUAUAUGCAUGCAGCGCGUUCUUGCAUAGCAUUAUUACUAUAAAUACUGUAUUCAAUUAGUAAUUAAUUAGUCGGUAUAAAAGUGACAGUUAUACAUACACAGACCAUCACACUGUUCUAAAUCCAUGCGUUUUAAUCGUAAAUCGUAAUAUUUCGUAACAAUAAUUAACUAGAAGUAGAAUUAUAGAAAGCUCGCAAAUAUGAUUUGCAAAGUGUCAAAGUUACAAUAAUAUUCGUUGUAAUAGCUUCGUCAUUUCAUCUAACCGUCUAAAAUUCCAAUUCGUAUCGUCGCGUCUUAUUGUUUUAAGUGAAAAUCAAAAUCGGUGCUUAUUGUCGUCAAGUUCGUUUUUGUUGAAAAUAAAUUGAGCUUGUAGUACAUUCUUAUAACAUUA